Phytophthora infestans T30-4 is the source of this 2085-nucleotide messenger RNA. RefSeq lists its product as uncharacterized. The record is from RefSeq and is a predicted model, not a curated record. NCBI's taxonomy places the organism in Eukaryota, Oomycota, Peronosporomycetes, Peronosporales, Peronosporaceae. The transcript is spliced from 3 exons. The coding region runs from base 1 to 2085 and encodes 694 amino acids.
AUGGACGAACGAACUCGGACUACUAGCUGGGGCGCUCAGUACUAUGCCGAGCAAGAGCGUCAGAAGAGCACUCGCAACUGGAGAUCGACCCUUCAUCCUUCGGUAUUACUAGCCGUGUGUGGAGUCACUGGACGAUGCGUGAUCGCUCCGUUGGUGGUAGCCAUUGUCUGUAUCACUACCGGGUACUUCACCAGCGCCACAUUUUUCAUUGAUGCCAAACACAGUUACUUUGCCUAUAGCCAACUGGACCCAAUCAUGCGUGGAGGCUGCCACACUUGUCUCUCUUCCUGCCGUAAAGUAUUCAUCCAGCUUGGCGCUUUCGGUAGUGACGCAAUUAUCAGUAUGCCGGCUUACGAGAACUCUCAAGUAGUGGCCAACCUUGAUGCGGCAGCAGGAGACUACAGCAAACUAACCUCUGAAGAGAUAACACUCGCAGAUAAACUGGAUCAUGAUGGGGCGGUAUGGAUACUAAGCGUGGUUAACACACUGAAUUUGGCAUUGGCUCCACAGAUGAAGCGUGCGCUAGAAGUGGCUGUGGAGCAAAAAGAAAAGUGUGAAUCGCGUUGGAAUCUCGGUGUUGUUUUGCGUCUUCACAGGUUUCAGACGAGCAAAAACAGUGCAGAUUAUUCAUCUAUCUCUGUUGCUGACUUCAACACGUAUCCGGAUUAUGCAGACUGUCGUCCUGAUAUCCCAAACCAGGGGAUUGUAGGCCUUAAAUUAGCCUAUGCAACUAACGGAGAAGACUUAUUAGCGGUUGUCCCUGAUCGACUUGAUACCAACGAUUCACGGAUUCAGCCUCUACUGCGUUCGUUCUUCUCUGGUUGUCGAGUUCGUGUAGUGAAUACUACUGGGGUCUACGUCGAGGAUGGAUGUACGCUAAUCGAUCACUGGCGUUCGUAUGGACUGACGUUACAAUCUCCCGAUGAUUUGCCAGUGUGUUCAACUGGUGACGUUUGCGUUCACAACAUGUACAACACAGUGUGGGAGUACACAAACUCCCUCGCUGCUGCGGAUCCAACGCGAGUAAUUCAAAUCAUCAGCGUGUUCCGCAGUCGAUAUGCUGACACCGUAGCCUUGAGUAUGUUACCAGGUGCUAUCGUCGCUCAGAUCCUGCUCAUGGGCAUCGUUAGUCUCUACCAGGUAAUGUCCUCCAAGCGCUCUGUGUUGCUAUCUCAGAUUUGGGCGUAUCGCUGCCAGAACGGGCGUAUGCAAGCUGCCUAUCUCGCUCAAGUCAUGUAUCACUUCGCGUUCAACUCGGACAUGUACUACCUCGGACUAUCAACCGGAACGCUGUCUAGUGCCUCCAUUAUGAACCUCGCGCUAAGUUUUUUCGCCUUCUCUUACUCGUUCAUUAAUGUCAUCAAGGCUCGAGCUGGAGAGCAGGCGCUCGACCGAGACUUUCGAUUACUGUGGGAAGUGGUAAUUCUCACGGCAACUGGCUGCGUGGCUGGUGUAUUAUCGUUCUUCAGAUACACCUCGCUAUCAUUUAUUGGCGACCCAAAUGGUGACUUAUUGCGACUAACGUCAGCACGAGGAGCGAAAUAUUGCGGUUUGAAGGAUUCGUGCUACGUCUUUAUCGUGAACUUGGGGUUUGUCAUCACUGCUGCUGCUCUAGCUCUGGGCUUACUGACGAAUUGUAUCACUUUAGUGACUAAGCUGUGCCAAAAGCGUCGAGGAGCAAGUAAAUACCGUGUCAACAGUGCCGUGAGUACACCAGAAGGAAUGAAAAUUCAGAUAAUGACGACGUUUGAGGAGAAUUGUCUCGGUGUACCGUUCACGAGGCUCUUCAAGGACUGCAAUGACUUUGCUUAUGUCACUUACAGGGAUAAACGGUGCUCGACAGUGGAGGCGAUACUACUCACAGGAUAUUUGUUCUACGGCGAGCACGUGUACCAAGCUACCGCCGUUGUAUUACGGUUUGUGGCUCGUUUGGUACCACGUAAAUUCCUCCGAACUUUUAAUCAGCUUCUACUCCGCUGGCAUUACGACCCAGAGCAAGGAACAUUAACUUAUGCGAUGUCGUGUACAUGGUAUUCGGCUAGCGCAGAGAACUACAAACUUUCAGAAGCAAUGCCGCUAGCAUGA